Messenger RNA from Porites evermanni, 10814 nucleotides. The record is from the annotation of a GenBank genome assembly. NCBI's taxonomy places the organism in Eukaryota, Metazoa, Cnidaria, Anthozoa, Scleractinia, Poritidae.
AUGCACGUACAAAACAUUUCCAGAAAUGCGUCCAACAUUACGAAAGAAGCCAACGAAUGGGAUGUAGAGAGCCUGUCAUGUUAUCAUUUUAACUCCGUUCACUACAGUAUAGGAGAGUCUUCGCUUGUUUGGUACAUUAUUAGUUUUGUUGUAAACGGCGUUGUCCAAUCCAUCGCUACAGUCAUCAACUUGCUCAUUCUUCUGGCUAUUAGCAAGACCCCCUCACUCCAUUCGCCGUCCAACACGCUCUUGUUCGGUCUAGCUCUGUCGGAUCUUGGUGUUGGUUUAAUUGUUCACCCCCUCUUUCUCCUGCAUAUGAUUGGGAAGUUGGCGCGGAAUAGAGACGUUUUCUGUCACGCUGGAAUAGCCGCUGAAAUAGCGGCAAACGCUUUGUGUAUCAUCUCGCUCCUAACUGUAACCGCUGUUAGCUUAGACAGGUAUCUGGCCCUUCAACUCCACUUGCGAUAUAAACAGCUGAUUACGAUCAAGCGUGUCACUCUUGUUAUUGGCUUCAUCUGGGUUGCUGGAACUACUAUUGGUUCUUUCUGGCUCUAUAAACCUGAGGUGAUAAAAUUUGCUGCGAUGGCGACGAUUGCGAUAUGCCUAAUGGCUGCCACAUACUCUUAUUUUAAAAUAUAUCGCGCUGUUUCGCGCCAUUACUUUUCUACUCUGGCCUUACAAUGUUCGGUUCAACAAUAUCAUGUCGAUCAAGCAGUCAACCUGGCUAAAUUUAAGGCACACGCACUGAGCACAUUUUGGGUUUAUUGUCUCAUCAUCGUGUGUUAUUUUCCUUAUUUUUGUGUGUUAAUAGCCAUAAUGCGGAGUGGACUUUCAACGACAACGAUAUUUUGGUACGAGAUGACGGCCAUUCUCAUUUUCAUAAACUCUUUCCUUAAUCCUUUGGUUUUUUGCUGGCGGUUACGAGAAAUACGCCACGCCGUGAAGAAGUCUGCCCUGAAUAUUGUUUUAAGACUCUCGUGCAAAACUGAGUCAAGUAAUUAAUUCCCGUUCCAAACGAUAACAUCAUCGUGGAGGUGGAGAUGUGAGGGAGCGUACAAAACUUAAGCCCCCGGGGGGGGGGGGGAGUACUUUCUAGUAAUAGGCUAAUGGGGAUGUUAGCGAACAAUUCUUGCAAGGACCACUUGGACAAACAGCAGCGAGGGAUAGCCUGAUCUUGUCGUAGAUCAGGAUCAGCAUUAUAAAAUAACACUUAAAAUUGAAGGCAAGGCGGAUCGGACAGGGCGCUGCAUUUUCAUUGGAGGUUUGUGAAGUAUUUUGAAAGUGGUUUUUAAGACGGAUCUAUCUUAUCUUUAAAGUUUAGUUUUUGUUUCAUUAAGUAUUGUUUUGUCUACGUACUAUUUUCCUGUUUUGAUCUUUUGUUUUUACUUGUACUUGAAUUUAUGCUUAGCUCGCGAAUUUACUUAUUGCCAUAAUAGGAAUGUUUUUCGCUUGUCGUUGUCAGAUGUUAGUUUUUUAAAGGUUGUUGUGUUUGUGGUGUUAGAGCCGACCUUGGUUCUUAGGUACUUGUCAGUUGCCACUGUGCGUAGGCUAAUCUAUUCCCUAAAAAUAGCAAACCUGUUGCAAUGUUAGCGAUAAGAUAUUCAAUACUGAAGGUCUCCCGGUCAGCUAACCCAAAAAUGUCCAGCUUUGGCUUUAAAAACCGCUACUAUACUUGCACUAGUAAGUAGAAAAGAGUUAGAAGAGUUGGAAGAUUAAGAUUGUUAGCAGAAGUCGAAGACGAAUAGAGGCCAAGAUGUAAAUCAGAUUACUGAUACCUCAUCGUGUAGCGAGCGAGUUGCUCGAACACACCCCCACAUAUUUUGAUGGAGAACCCGUUAUUUUGGUGAAGAAUUCGGAGUCUAGUCUGUUUGAAGUAUUGUCACAAAAAUUAAUUUCUCAUUUUGAAUCAAAUGUAACUCUAUGGCAAUUGAGGCAAAAAUUAGAAGAACGUCGUCAGUUGUUAGGGGAGACUGUUGCCGAUUACCGUUACGAUAUUCUUUCAUUCUGCUCUCGUCUAUAUUUACCUAACAGUGAAUGGCUCUAUUGUUUUGUACGAGGUCUAAGACCUGAGAUACGUGGCCACGUUAUUUUGCAACAACCAACUGAUGUGGACUCCGCUUUGAAUUUUGCGAGAUUAAAAGAAUUAGUUACUCUUGGUAAAUCGAAAAAUGGUCAAGAAAUUGAGGAAUGUUAAGAGUUAAAGUCUAAUCCCUCAAAAGAGGAUAUUAAACAAUUUGUGAGAGAUGAAUUAAAUGUAUGGACUGAAACUUCCAAAAAUAAUGAAAAAUAUCGUAUUCAUCGGAAAUUUCAAUCAUGCACUUUCCCUACCCGUUGUGGAAUCAUUAUUUUUGGUAAAAAGCCAAAAUUCGACAGAUUUAGAAAUUUCAAACCUAAUUUUAAACGCCUGCCUCGGAGAAGCAAUGUGCAAAAUGUUUGUAACUAGGGAAAAAUUGGCGCUCAGUUAAACUGGCUGGCACCCCUAUCGUGUUUGGUAGUGAACCCGUGAUGGGGUGCUUGAAAGUUCAACAAGUAAUAACCAUUCUUCCGUCGGAUCUAGUUAUGAUAAAGGUGCUUUCGGUAACUCUGGGAAUUCGGCCGAAAGUGUUACUAAAAAGAAUGUUCAAGAAUUUAGUCAUGUUUUGUCUAAUCCCUGUGAGCCUGUUAUCUCUUCAGACUCUAAAAUGUUUGAACCUCAAGUUGCCGUCACAUGUCAACACGGGUGUUCUCAAGAGGGCCAGCCUCAAAACGUCCCUAAUGAAAAUAUUAUGUUUGGAGUUAUUAAGUACCUUUCUCAGGUCAUAACAAAAUUUGAUGAUGUAAUCGCCGGCUCGUCGCCAAAUGAAAAAGAAAAUGCUCAUUCGCCAAAUGUACCUAUGUUUUCUCCUAAAAGUGAAGUCAUUUAUGAGAAGUCUUUAAGUGAAACUUUAUCUCGCGAAGUCAGUAUAAAAAAAAAUUAAAAAACAAGAACAGUUGGCGCCUGAGUCUAAAAAUGAAGAAAAUUUGGAAGUAAAUAUCGUUGGGACUAAAAAUAAUUAUGUUUGUUGUGAGUGCCGUGGCUUAUCUGUCGCAAGUAGCCCAGAGACAAGGGCAUAUGUGACUGACCUGACUGACUGGGUUUCUUUCCGUGCCAUAUCCAGUAAAAUUGAUUCUAUUCAUCCUUUCGAGAGUGACCAUUUUAAUGUAAGUGUAACAAUAAAGGGAAAUAGCUAUCGUGCUCUCCUUGACACAGGAGCAGCUGUAACAGCAAUUAGUUCUCAAGUUUGGGACAAGUAUCUUAGUCACAAAAAUUGUUGUUUAGAUUCCUCGUCGACUAGUUGUGUAACGACUGUAAGUGGUUCCCCUCGUAGUGUUCUUGGUAAAGUAUGGCUCAAUUUUGUUAUUAAGUCUGAUGUUUUUCUUUUGAAGCCUAUGUUAUCAAAGAUUUAACUCAUGACGUUGUUUUGGGCAGAGAUUUACUUAAAAAAUAUUGUUCGAUAAUUGAUUUUAUGGAGAACAUCAUUGAAUUUUCCCACCCCGAGGAUCCACUCCCCUUUGCUAAUAGUUUUGGUGAUGAUUUGGAUAAGUUUUUGAUAAUUGUAUUUUGUCAGUGCAUGCUGAUAAUUCUUUUACUUUUCCCGCUCAAUCAGAAGUCGUUGUCGUUGAUAGAUAGUAAGGGUGCGUUCCUUUGGGAUGAUCCGGAUCAGGAUCAGUGAUCCGAGAUCACUCGGAUCACGGUUGAUCAAAUGAACCGAAGAAUCCUUGUCCAGAGUGCAUUCAUCAUCUCGGAUCACUGAUCCUGAUCCAGAUCAUCCCAAAGGAACGCUCCCUAAGUUCAAUGCCGAAAGGUGUAAACACCAGUGCCAGUGAAAUUUAUGGAUUGGUCACGCCUAAGUCUGAUUUGCCUCACCGCUACUCAGUUUUUGGAGCGUGAGAGCUCGUAAAGGUUUCUGGUGAUGCAAUUGUUCCUGUUAGGGUGGUAAACCUUUCCGCUCAACUAGUUAAAAUUUUUCGUGGGACAAAAUAGCAGAUUUUGAGUGUGUUGAUAAUGAUUUAGCCACAUUUGAGAUUGGCAAAAAUUCCCCUUCUUAUGUUGAACAUAAGCCUUGAGAUGAUCGGCAACAGCCAAAAGAUUAUUCAGAGUUUCCUGAUUUGUCGAAUAGUAUUCUGAAUGAUGAUGAAAAAGUAAAAUUUAAGAAUUUGUUUAAUAAACAUCGUAAUGUUUUUGCUUUUCCUGGGGAUCAGUUAGGUAGAAAAUCCCUUGUACAGCAUGGCAUUAACGCUGGUCAUGCUAUGCCUAUUAAGCAAAGGCCGUGUAGAGUAUCUCCUGAUGUUAAGAAAGAGAUUAACCGUCAGGAGGACGAAAUGCUUGAGAAAGGAAUAAUUCAAGAGUCUGUCUCCCCUUGGAGCUCUCCAGUUGUUUUGGUAAAAAAGAAGGAUGGAUCAUAUAGAUUUUGUGUUGAUUUUCGUAAAAUUAAUAAAGUCACUAAAGUAGAUAGCUUUCCAAUGCCUUUAGUUGCUGAUGCGCUAGAUUCUUUGGCUGGUGCAAGCGUGUUUUCCACGUUGGAUCUCAAAACUGGAUUUUGGUAGGUACAAAUGCCCCAGGAUUCGCAACAGAAGACAGCCUUUGCUACGCAGAACGGCCUUUAUGAAUUCUGACAAUUCCGUUUAGAUUAGUGAAUUCAGGAGCCAGUUUUCAAAGACUUAUGGGUCAUAUUUUGAGAGUCUUAGGAUACCAUUUUGCUUUGAUUUACAUCGAUGAUAUAAUCAUUUUCUCUAAGUCUGUAGAUGAGCACUUAGUCCAUUUGGAGGAAGUUUCUAGACGGUUGUGACGCUAAUGUUAAGUUGAAUCCAAAGAAAUGGAGUUUCGUUAAACAAAGAGUAGAGUAUCUUGGUCACGUAAUUACGCCAGAAGGCAUUAGUCCCAACCCAGACAAAGUAAGGGUGGUUCAGGAAUUCCCCACCACCAUAAAUUUGAAGGAAUUGAGGAGUUUCGUAGGUCUUGCUAAUCAUUACAGACGUUUUGUAAGAGGCUUUACAAAUAUUGCCAACCCUUUGAAUCCUUUGACAAAGAAGAACGUUCCUUUUGUUUGGACUGUAGCUUGUGCUGAGGCUUUUGACAAGCUUAAGCGUAACUUGGUUUCUGCACCCAUUUUGGCAUAUCCUAAUUUUCGGGAACCAUUUUUGCUGUUAGUUGAUGAUAGUGCCACUGGUAUUGGUUUUACCUUGGCAUAAAUUCAAAAUGGAAAAGAAGUAUUCAUUGUUUACAAUGGUCGUGGUUUGAAUAAGGCAGAGCAAAAAUAUAGUACCACAGAAAGAGAAGCUCUCGCAUUAGUUGGGGGUAUAAAGAAAUUUCAGCCUUAUUUACACAAUCAUAAGUUUACUGUUGUUACUGAUCAUAGCUCUCUUUGUUGGUUAAUGAAUGUUAAAGAUACUUCCGGUCGUCAUGCAAGAUGGGCCUUACUUUUGCAACAAUUUGACUUUAAUAUUGUUCAUCGCCCUUGUAGAAUCCAUGGUAAUGCUGUUUGUUUGUCUAGACGUCCACAUGAUUCUUGUGAAAUAAGUUCGCUCAAUAAAGAAGAACCUCAAACGCCCCACACUCAAGAAAUGUAAAGAAGAGAUCCUGAAUUAGCUGCAAUGAUUGAUUUUCUAGAGAAUGAUAUCCUACUUACUAAGGAUAAAGAUGCACGCAAGAUUUUACUUGCGAUAAUUUUUAUAUUGGUCAAGAUGGUUUGCUUUACCACAUUGAUUUCAAUCGAAGGCGUAAUGCUCGUGAAUCUUUUUCUCAGCUUGUUUUCCCAGCUGCAUUACGUUUUGAAAUUCUCUCUAAUGUACGUGAUCAUAUUGCCGGUGCUAAUUUUGGCUUGAACAAAACUUUAACCAAACUUAUUGGAAAGGUAUGUUUAAAGAUGUAGAAAAUUGGGUUAAGUCUUGCGUGGAGUGUUCAAUAGGGAAGUCUCCACGAAGUUCGAAAACGGCACCCUUAUUUCUGAUUCCCAUCGAGGGUGCAUUUGACAGAGUGGCUGUUGAUGUUUUAGUUACUUUUCCACCUUCUAGUAAAGUCAGUAGGUAUAUUGUAGUUUUUAGUGAUUAUUUAGCUCGUUGGUUCGAAGUUUUCCCAGUCCCUAGUGUCGAAGCAGCUGUUUUUGCACAUCUUUUGAUUGAUGAAAUUAUUUCUAGACAUAGGGCACUACGUGUGUUGCUAUCUGACAGGGGAACUAACGUUUGUCUAAGGUCGUUUCACAAGUUUGUAAAAUAUUUCCAAUUCAAUAGGUCAAUAUUUCUAGUUGUCACCCACAGACUGAUGGUCUUGUAGAAAGGUUCAACUCUACCUUUUGUCAGUCUUUGUCAAUGUACCUUUCCAAAAACCAGAAAGAUUGGGACCAGUUCAUACCGCUUAUUUUGUUUGCGCAUAGGACUUCUGUUCUAGAUGCAAUUAAGGAUUCUCCUUUUACGUUCUUUGUGGGCGGGAGCCACGUUUGCCAAGUGACGUUAAGUAUUUGCCCCCUGUGGUUGCUGACUUAGGCACUUCGGUCCUUGACUAUCGAAAUCGUGUUGUCGAAAAAGUCGAAUUGGCUCAAAAUUUAGCGAGAGAAAAUUUACAACGUGCACAACAAAAAAUGAAUGAUUAUUACGAUCAAAAGACAAAAGAACCUGUUUUUGAAGUUGGACAACGUGUUUGGGUUUAUACCCCGAGAACUAGAAAAGGAUUAUCCUAAAAGUUAAUGCAUAACUGGUUGGGUACAUACAGAAUUGUUGAGAAAUUGUCAACAGGGUUUUUUAAGUUGCGCACGAUCACCGAUAAAAAAAGUUGCUUUUUCGUGUCACGCGAAUCGUAUGAAACCGUUUGUUGAUUCAAAUUUGAGAACAAUUGACCCUCCUCCUUUUGAAGCCGUACAUCAAUGAAUCUGAUAUUCCAAAAGAUUGUUCUGAGCCAAUUUCGGCCGAAGCGAAUCCUAAAGGUACUGACUUAAACCCCAGUUAGUAUUGAGAUGCCACUGUCCCCACAGCUAAUUUUCAACUUGCACUCGGGUUUUACCUUCUGCUACCACCGCGUGAAUUCACACAAAAAUACCACAAUGUAUGGCCGUUGGUAAGAAAUUUUAGGCCUAGGCCAAACGUCGAACCUUUCAUGAGACGAACGAAACUCUAAUUUGAGUUGACCUAAGGUAAGAUCGUCUGUUGGAUCAGACGUAGAAACUCAGACAUGAUCAGACCAGAAAGCAAUUUUAAUUGGCAAGUAAUACAUUUUCUCCCGAAUGAGGCUAAAUACACAUUCUCACACAAAUUUUUAAUUUAUUAGUUUAGUUCGUCGCAUGUGAAGAUCGUCAGACGUUCUGUCCGUCUGAAGCAAACGGAUGGAACGUGUUUGACGAUCGAAACUCAUUUAGACGAACUGUCUGAGCUAGCCAGACGUCGAACUUUUCAUGAACCUAACUCACUAAGUUUGGUUCGUCUCAUGAGAAGCUUGACGACUGGCCUGGGCCUUAGUUAUCGUUCCUAUGUACGAUUCUAAUAAUUUAAUUUCUUUGUUUGGUUUAUUCAAUUUGUUUGGUUGAACAGACUUAUUAGGGCGCUUUCGAAACACAGUAGACACCCUCGAAUAAGAACCUACCUUUUUGAAGUCUGGCAAAAUAGGUUCUUGUAUUUUGGGGAACUUAUUGGCAAUUUAGGCUAAGUAGGUUCUUAAUUUUUGUGAAGGAGAUAAUAGAUUGUUGUUUACCAGAAGAAUAAACGAACUUGGGUUUGGUCCUUAUAUAUACAUUAUUUAUUCACAACUGUAUUAUUGUUAUCAUUACCCUAACAAAGGUGAUUACAGAAUUUAUAUGCAGUGUUAACUCUAUAACAAGACAUGUAACAAGUAAGUAAAUAAAAUAGGAAAGUGAAUGGAAUGAGCCAAAAAUUGUCUAAAAAGACUUUUUAGCGUUCAAAGAUUCACUGUAGCUAUAUCCAAAGAGUUAAAUUAUCAAUCUCAACUAAGUUACACUCCUUGGUUAAAUUAUAUAUCAUAAUUUAGCUGUAACCCACGUAUAAGAAACUGCUUGAUCUUGCUUGGCUUCAGCAGGACCCCAGGUAGGUGAGAUAACCCGCUUAGGUAAAAAAAUAACCCUCCUUUACAUGUAAUCUUACAACCCCGCCACCCCGGGGUGUACAUUCUCAAGAUUAUUGAAUGAUCGCUAAGCACGUAAACAAGAAAAAUGCUGGCAAACCUCGUGUUUAGGCGAUUAAUGCUCUUCUACACUCACGUGCUGCUCUUGCUGCAACCUUCAGUGCUGUGGCUUUCUAUUGCUGCCUUUAAUGAUGGUGCAAAGCCACCGCCAAAAUGAACUUUGCUCGAAUUUGAUGUAUUGCGAAUCCGACCCCGGCUAGGCGGGUUACCCCACCUUGAAACGUUUGCAUGGCAGAAUUUGACCCUGGCUGAGAGGGUUACCCGGUCUGGCAGACUCGGCUACCCGCCUAGGCGGGUCAUCCCACCUAUCAUGUAAACGUGAUCCAAGUAAAAUGAGAGAUUAUAUGGACAGGCGGGUUACCCCACCUAAGCGGGUUACCUCACCUACCUGGGGUCCCCCACCUCUAUGUAAACAGACCCUUAAUCUACAAGAUUCGCGGGUGUUUACUGUAUGCAUAAGUCUUUUCUCGAAAUUUUGACCAAACCCCAUCACUGACUUGCAUACCAUUUAAGAAUAAACUAAUGUGACUCGAAAGUCCUGAUAAGUCUUUUCUCGAAAUUUUGUCUUAAACUUAUAAUGCUAUCCACUGGAUAAAUCUUUAUCCAGUGGAUAACGCAGUUGGUUUCCCUAAUACUUAUCCGUUGGAUAGUGAUUUAUCCGGUGGAUAGUGCUAUCCAGCAUAUGAAAAACCGGACUGGAAAGUCCUGAUAAAUAAUAGCCAGUCUUGACAAAUGGUUAUAAGCGCCCCAAAUCAUCUUGGCCUGGCCUCUUUGAAAUUCAAAGCAUUCAAUUUAUCACCAAUUUAUACCAUUGUUGGCAGUAAUCAUGCUCUCUUUUCAGUAUUUGCUCGGAGCCUCCGCCCGAUAUUGGUUUAAUUAUGAAGACAAUAAUGCUGAAUCAAUCUUAGUCAAAACAUGCCUUUCCAGGAUUGGUCUGUCGACUUAAUCCGUGUUUCUUCUUAAACAAAUACAUUGUGAUCUGCCUUCUUAGUUAAUUGAAAGGUAUUCCCAUGUCCCAGAUGAUUGUAUUGUAAAACUCGUAAAACUUCCUCUAUGCAGACCCCACAAAUUUUAAAAGUACGAAUGGAAUAAAACAACAAUUUUCACUUUUUGAAUCAUAACAUCCGCUACAACUUUAAACUAUUACUCUCGGUUUCUGAGUUAAUGCUUGCCGCCGGCAGAAAUCAUUGGAUUCUGAUUUUCACCUUGAAGAACUAACCAAUUGUGAACUGAUCGUCACUUUAAUAACUUACUUGUCAAAUAAUACGUUCUUCAUUUUAAUUUCCGUUUCCUCGCAAUGUGAAUUUGUGUUGUUUUGUGUGUGUACUUUUGAAAGGCAUAUCGUUUUAUGGUGUACUUUGCCCGAAGAACCGUCGAUAUAGAAGCUGAUAUUGAGUGUUUUCAGGCCAACGCCAAUCAUCGAGCAGCUGCUUUUGUUAAGUCAGUUGACAUCUAUGAUUGGAUUAUUUGCUAUACUCUCUCGCUUUAGGUCUUCACGUUGCAUCUUCUGGUAAGACAUGAUCAGAUAAAUCGAAAAUCUGGUUUAUCGUUUGCAUUUCCGAUCGUUAAAGUGCAUUAGUUCUGUUCUCCAAAGUGUGUUUUUUGUCAAGUCAGCAUCACUCUCUUGCACCAUAAAAUCCAAAACGGGCCUGCGGAAGUCCAAAAAGACCAAAAAAAAUUAAACUUGUUCACGAACGAAAUCGGUGCCAAGGGGAGCGAGUUUAAGAUGGCCGUUUCGACUGAAGAUGAACUCAACGACGGACUAAUUUGUUAUCAUUUUACUGAUAUACACUUCAAUCUUGGCGAAUCUUCGCCCGCUUGGUACAUUUUCACCUGCGUCGUGAACGCCGUGUUUUCCGUAAUUGCGACGCUGUCUAACUUACUUGUUUUGGUAGCCAUUUACCGGGCUCCUUCCCUACAUACUCCGUCAGGGACUCUUUUAUUUGGUCUAGCGCUUUCCGAUCUCGGUGUGGGCUUGAUAGUACAUCCACUGUUUUUCUCGCAAAUAUUGGCCAAAGUCAUUCGAAACAAGCCACUGUUCUGCGAAGCUGGAAUCUCAGUGGAAAUCACCGCUAACGCUUUGUGCAUUGUAUCGCUUCUAACGGUUACCGCUGUUAGCUUGGACAGGUAUCUCGCUCUCCGUCUUCACUUGAGAUACAAAGAACUCAUCACUAUCAACCGCGCAAUUUUAGUUCUCGUUUGCGUUUGGUUGUUCAGUUCACUGUUUGGCUCGUUGUGGUUAUGGAAGCAUGAGGUUAUAAAAAUAGUGGCGAUUGUUAUCAUAACUGUGAGCUUAUCUAUAGCUUCCUUUUCGUACUUUAGUAUUUAUCGCGUAGUGGUCCACCAUCGAUCCGUCAUUCACGUUCAACGCAAUCGAAUUUUGUCUUUUCAAAAAGCUGACGAAGAAGAAAUAAAUGUGGCUAGUAUCAAGAGGCAAGCAAUAAGUACAUUCUGGGUUUACUGCAUCCUCGCUGUGUGUUUUACACCAUACAUGUGCACGGUUGCGGUGAUCGAAGCCGAAGGGAUCUCAACUGAGUCGCGGAUAUCUUACGAAAUAACAGCAACUUUGAUAUUUAUUAAUUCUUCCCUCAAUCCUCUUAUUUAUUGUUGGCGCUUGAGAGAAAUCAACGAUGCCGUCAGGCAGACAUGGAGAAGUUUAAUCAGCUGA